This is a messenger RNA of Phytophthora infestans T30-4, 2043 nucleotides long. RefSeq lists its product as uncharacterized. The record is from RefSeq and is a predicted model, not a curated record. Gene Ontology annotation, molecular function: protein binding. Bases 1 to 2043 code for a protein of 680 amino acids. The transcript has 4 exons. Lineage: Eukaryota; Oomycota; Peronosporomycetes; Peronosporales; Peronosporaceae.
AUGACAUCUUUAUCGCCCACAGGCAGCGUCCUCCUCUUUGGCGGUGCAGACGGUAAAAUCUUCUUCGAGGACAUCUUUCUAUUAGAGCCAGCAAGCUACGCAAACUCCAGCAGCAGAUCAUCAGGUGAAGUAGCGCGCAGUAGCCGUCAAGAUGAUGAGGAGACACCAGGACACGCAGCCAUCGACGUUCAAUGGAAAAGGCUGGUGGUAUCGCACGGCACCGCCUUUAACGGCCAAUCUCCGCGCUCUCCCAUGUUCUCGAGUGCUCCAACUAGUAAUACAAGCCCCAGCGCUAUUGGAUCAGGCAUCGAGAGACGUCCACCCGCCUUCAUCCACCCCGGAGGAGGCAGAGACUACCAUUCCAUGCACUACGUGGAAAGCUUUAAGGACGAGGAGAGAACGAGAGGUAUGGCCUUUGAUACACCGACGUUAAGAGUCGAGGAGCUGCGAGUGAGACAGCCAAUGCUGGAGGCCCAGUGGGAAGCACGACGUGUAGAUCACUCUAGUAUGUGGAAACCCAGAGCCAGACACGCUCAUAGUAGCGUGGUGGUGGGAGGAGACCAGGUGUUCGUGUUUGGAGGGAAAGACGCCACUUCGACGACAUUUUUUAACGAUAUUUUCUACUACGACGCGCCGUUGAAUCAGUGGGUCAAGCCUACAGUAAAUCCAACAGGUCAAUUGCCUCAACCGCGAGCAUUCGCAGGCUUAACGGCGAGUCAUGAUGGGAAAACCUUGUUUUUGUUUGGUGGGACUGACGGCAAGCAGGAGUUCGGCUCAUUGUUCCUCUACGAUGUGAUGCACUCUCGUUGGGACUCGCUGGCCAAUGCCACACUGGGGGAUCGACCCACGUGUCGUAUUAACCACUCACUAACGUUUGCUGCGCCGAAUCAUCUUGUGCUAUUCGGUGGUCGACGACGUGCGGUGCGUCAGAAUGAACUCUUUAUUUACAAUGUGAACUCGCGUACUUGGCGUCUUGUCCAUGGCGAAUGGUCAAGAGGAAGCCGUCGCAGGAGCCAGACGGAUGAUUAUGCUCCCGUUGGACGGACAGCUCACGCCACGGUAUUGUUCCACUCAGAACCUGCGGAGCCGAAUGCUGUGCAGAAGCUGCUGAUCUUCGGUGGCUAUGCCGGCGCACACCAAUGGCUGGACGACCUGUACUUACUCUCUUUACCUCAAACUGUGCUGAUGCAAGCACCAACUACAAGCAGAAGCUCUUCUCAGUCAAUUGCAGCAACGCAAACACAGCAACAAGAGCCGGCAGUGUCGUCUGGCGUGGCUAACCCAAGGGUAGGCGCAUCUUCCUCUGGUGCAUUGAAGAAGAACAAGAGACGACGACUUGCAGAUGAUAGUCAAGAGAGCAGUAAUAGCAACAGCAACAGUAGCAAUGGGAGUGGAGAGCUGACCAAUGCUCAGGUUGGGAUCCAGACCAUGUUACUCCAGCUGCUCCAGCAUCAGCCACGGAUGGAAGAUGCACUUGCUCGCAUCACGUCAAUGCUGACAAGAGAGCAGACUGCCCGACAACAACAGAGUUUGAACCAGGAAACGGUGAUGAGAGUGCACAGUGAAGAGCAGAGCAAGCGUCUCGAGGCUGCGAAUCGACGGAACGAGGCGCUGGAGGGACAACUAGCUCGUGCUGAGGCGGAAAGAGCGUCGCUGCACGAGAAGCUCAUGGCUCGCGAGACUGAACUCUACAUGCACAAACACAGUCUCGAGGCGGCGAUACCUCCGUUAAGCGAACGUGUCCAGGCGAUCGAAGCUUCUCACAUACAGCAAUUAAACGUAUCAAGAGUGAUCGAGUCCAAGAUCUCAGCUGUUCAUGACUUUAUGGAUGAACUCCGCAACGCUGGCGGGGAAGGUACAGAGGCUGAUGAUUCCCCACAGCGACAUCUAGGACGUCUAGACGAUAGCGUGGCUUCCCAGCCGACUCCAUCGCCACCCAAGCCAUUGUUGUAUCCACAGCGUGUGGUAUUGGCGCUGGAGGAGAAGAUCCGAGUCAUGCAGUCGGAAAAGAACGCACGUGAAGCACAGGUAAGAGAGCAUUAG